AUGACGGGCACCCAGGAGCCAGACCUGCAUGAGCAGCACAGAGGACCAACGCAGGAGGAAGGGGAUGAGGAGGAGGAGGGGGAGAAGGUGCAUGUGUCAGUUGAGGGAGAGGCGAGGGAGCAGGAAGAGGAGGAAGAGGAGGAGGACGAAUUGGAGGAGCUGCCGUACCCCACUCUUGCACCAGUGGUUCUUUUGGCUCUGACCCAGACCAGCCCACCCCGCUCCUGGUGCCUUCGAGCUGUCUGCCACCCAUGGUUUGAGCGUGUGAGCAUUUUGGCCAUCCUGCUGAACUGUGUGACUCUAGGGAUGUUCCAGCCGUGUGACCACACCCCCUUCUUCCUGCAGGCUCUGGAUGAUGGGAUCUUUGUGUUUUUUGCUGGGGAAAUGGUGGUGAAGAUGGUGGCUCUUGGGGUCAUAGGUCAGAGUGGUUACCUAGGCGACACGUGGAACAGACUGGACUUCUUCAUUGUUAUAGUGGGAAUGCUGGAGUACUCCCUUGAUGGACACAACGUCAGCCUAUCAGCUAUCCGGACUGUGCGGGUUCUCCGCCCACUGCGAGCCAUCAACAGAGUUCCCAGUAUGCGUAUCCUGGUGACCCUGCUCCUGGACACACUUCCCAUGCUGGGCAACGUGCUGGCACUGUGCUUCUUUGUCUUCUUCAUCUUCGGCAUCGUUGGCGUGCAGCUGUGGGCGGGGCUACUCAGGAACCGCUGUUUCAUGGGAGAGGAUGUCAAGAUGAGAUACAACAUUUCCUUCCUGAGUGGCUACUAUCGGCCAGACGGCACCGAUGACCACCCCUUCAUCUGCUCGACAGAAAGAGAAAAUGGGAUGCUGCGGUGCUCUGAUGUGCCUCGCCGCCGUGUAGGCGGGACUUUCUGUCUCCUGGGUGCUGAGGAGGCCCGUCCAGAGAUGGGACUUAGAGUAGAAGAACAGGUCUCCUGUGUGAACUGGUAUCAGUAUUACAACGAGUGUCGAGCUGGAGAAAUAAACCCACACAAAGGGGCUAUUAACUUUGAUAACAUUGGAUACGCAUGGAUUGCCAUUUUUCAGGUAAUUACUCUGGAAGGCUGGGUAGACAUCAUGUACUAUGUCAUGGAUGCACAUUCCUUCUACAACUUCAUAUACUUCAUUUUCCUCAUUAUAGUGGGCUCCUUCUUCAUGAUCAACCUGUGCCUGGUCGUCAUAGCAACCCAGUUUUCUGAAACUAAGCAGAGGGAACACGCCUUAAUGAAAUCAGAGCAGCGCGCCCGUCAGCUCCACCAAUCAGCUUCCACGCUGGCCAGCGACAGCCAACCGGGAAGCUGCUACGAGGAGAUCAUCCGCUACCUGGCGCACCUGGGCCGCAAGGCAUGGCGACGACUGUCCCGCUACUAUGCUCAGACACGCCCACACCUUCACUGCGUGUGCGUGUGCCAGAGAGACAGAGGCGGUGGAUCUGCCAGAGGGAGCGGAGUCGGGGAGAUGAAUGGACUCGCCCACCGGCACUCAGGCCACGCCCCCAACGACCUGUCACACCUUCAGCAGCUCUAUCAUCAUCACCAGAAUCACCAUCAGCAUCAUCAGCCUCAGCCUGAACCUGCUGUCAGUAACGGAGGGAACGUUUAUAACUAUCCCUUCAUAUCGCCCCUCUUCAGCCACCUGGAUGCUAAAGGCCGGGACCAGAAGAGGCUGGCUGCCACGGAGACCGUCAACAGACUGCCGCAGCUGGUGCUGGAGCACGGUGGGUGCAGCGGGCAUCCUGCGUUACUGUUGCCGGGCGAAGUCCCAGGAGAGUCCUCAGUAUGCCCCUACUGCAUCUACUACAACCAACUUAGGGACAGCGAAAAUGUUAAUGAGCAGCCUGAAGACCAGCAGCUUGGGUACAGCAACUCAUGCCAUGGCAACAGCCCGUGUCAUAGUAACAGCCCAUGCCGCUGUAGCAGUCCCUGCCGCGGUGAUGCACAGGUGUCUGAGCCAAAGAAAAGGCUGUUCCAGCGCUGCUGGGCGGGUCUCCGAACUAAACUCGAGCUCAUUGUUGGCAGCAGAUACUUCAACAGGGGAAUCAUGAUUGCCAUCCUUAUUAACACACUGUCAAUGGGCAUAGAGUACCACGAACAGCCGCAGGAGCUGACAGAUAUUUUGGAGAUCAGUAACAUGGUAUUCACAAGUCUCUUCAGCCUCGAAAUGCUGCUGAAGCUCCUGGCUCUCGGGCUCUUUGGCUACAUCAAGAACCCUUACAACGGCUUUGACAGCGUGAUUGUCAUCAUCAGUGUGUGGGAGAUUGUGGGGGAGGCAGAGGGAGGCUUAUCAGUGCUGCGUACCUUCCGUCUGCUGAGAGUGUUGAAGCUGGUCCGGUUCCUCCCUGCCCUGAGGAGGCAGCUGGUGGUGCUGAUGAAGACCAUGGACAAUGUGGCCACGUUCUGCAUGCUGCUGAUGCUCUUUAUAUUCAUAUUCAGUAUCUUGGGGAUGCAUCUGUUUGGCUGUAAAUUCGGUUUGCGACAAGACAGCGGAGACACUUUACCUGACAGAAAAAACUUUGACUCUCUGCUGUGGGCGACUGUCACCGUGUUUCAGAUCCUCACCCAGGAGGACUGGAAUGCGGUGCUCUAUAACGGGAUGGCCUCCACGACGCCGUUGGCUGCCCUCUAUUUCGUUGCCCUCAUGACCUUUGGAAACUACGUCCUCUUCAACUUGCUAGUUGCCAUUUUGGUCGAGGGCUUUCAAGCUGAAGGUGAUGCCAACAGAUCUGAGUCAGAUGACGAGAGACAAUCACUCUCUUACGAGGAUGAGGAGAAGUUGAGAGAGUUAUACGCUGCAGAGCUCAAGAUCCAGGCCAUGAUGCUGAGCCCCAAUGGUCUCCUGAACCCAAAGGCCUCCAUGCCCCUCCCUCCUCCUCCACCUCUGCCAGUCAUCACACACACCGCAGCCACACCCACCAUAAACUCCAGCCAAUCGCGGCGGGCGAGUGGUGCUUCCAUGGAUGUCAACAGCCUGGAGCAGAGGUCACCGUCUAUGUGGGACAGCGGGCCAGAGAGCCGUCGCUCCAGCUGGACCAGCAUCGGUCGAGCCCCCAGCCUCCACAGGAAGAGCCAGUCGGGAGAGAUGGAGUCCCUGUUGUCUGACACACACACGAGCUCCAACCUCAGCAGCAGGGAGCAGUCUCUGGACCAGCCUGAGUACCUACAGGUGCCCAUGCUUCACCCGCCCGACUGCAACGGCACCACCUUUCACCUCCCCGACAACUGCUACGACGAAGCUCCCCUGGCGACACAUUACCUCAGUGAUCAGGAGGAGGAAGAGAUUGAAGAGAGUUUAUGUAAGAAGCUGAAGAAGAUGCUGGAGCCAUAUGAGCCUCAGUGGUGCCUGGAGCAUGAAGAGUGGUCCCUCUAUCUGUUCUCUCCACAAAACCGGCUCAGGUUGUGGUGUCAGAGGGUCGUGAGUCACAAGAUGUUCGACCAUGUCGUCCUCCUCUUCAUCUUCCUCAACUGUAUCACCAUCGCACUGGAGAGGCCUGACAUACAGCCCAACAGCAUGGAGCGGGUGUUCCUCAGUGUGUCCAAUUACAUCUUCACUGUGAUCUUCGUGGGUGAAAUGAUGAUCAAGGUGUUAGCUAUGGGCCUGUACUUUGGAAACGGUGUGUACCUCCAGAGCAGCUGGAACAUAUUAGACGGGCUGCUGGUGUUUGUAUCGCUGGUGGACAUCCUGGUGUCCAUCGCGUCAGCAGGAGGUAAUCGAAUCUUAGGCAUCCUCCGUGUCCUUCGUCUGCUCCGCACCCUGCGACCUCUCAGGGUGAUAAGUCGAGCUCCAGGUCUAAAACUGGUGGUGGAGACUCUGAUCACAUCUCUCAGACCUAUUGGGAACAUUGUCCUCAUCUGCUGUGCUUUUUUCAUCGUUUUUGGAAUAUUAGGAGUCCAGCUGUUUAAGGGGAAGUUCUUCUACUGUGAUGGGCUCGAUGUGACUAACAUCACCAAUAAAAGCCAGUGUCUGGAGGCAGGGUACCGCUGGGAUCGACGGAAAUACAACUUUGACAACCUGGGACAGGCGCUGAUGUCACUAUUUGUGCUGUCAUGUAAAGACGGCUGGGUCAGCAUCAUGUAUGAUGGCCUGGAUGCUGUGGGAGUGGAUCAGCAGCCGAUAAGGAACAACAACCCAUGGAUGCUGCUGUUCUUCAUCUCUUUCCUCCUCAUCGUCAGCUUCUUUGUGCUCAACAUGUUUGUGGGUGUGGUGGUGGAAAACUUUCACAAGUGCCGCCAGCAGCAGGAGGAGGAGGAGGCACGGCUGAGGGAGGAGAAACGACAGCGGCGGUUGGAGAAGAGGAGGAGAAGGGCCCAGGAGAAGCCAUAUUACGCCGACUACUCCCCACUGCGUCGAUCCAUCCACACCGUGUGCACCAGCCACUAUCUGGAUCUCUUUAUCACCAUUAUCAUCUUCACAAACCUCCUCACCAUGAGCAUGGAGCACUACAACCAGCCUAAGUACCUCGAGGAGAUACUCAAGUACUGCAAUUACGUCUUCACGGUGGUUUUUGUCAUCGAGGCCAUUCUCAAGCUCAUUGCUUUCGGCCUGCGUCGCUUUUUCAAAGAGAGAUGGAACCAGCUGGACCUUGCCAUUGUGUUGUUGUCCAUCAUGGGAAUCACGUUAGAGGAAAUAGACCUGAAUGCAUCCCUGCCCAUCAACCCCACCAUCAUACGCAUCAUGAGAGUCCUGAGGAUAACACGAGUGCUGAAGCUGUUGAAGAUGGCUACAGGAAUGAGAGCUCUGUUGGACACAGUGAUGCAAGCUCUGCCUCAGGUGGGGAAUCUGGGUCUGCUCUUCAUGUUGCUGUUCUUCAUCUAUGCAGCUCUGGGAGUUGAGCUCUUUGGAAAACUGGAGUGUUCAGACGAGAACCCAUGUGAGGGUCUUAGUCGCCACGCUACCUUCGACAACUUUGGCAUGGCUUUCCUCACACUCUUCAGGGUGUCUACCGGGGACAACUGGAAUGGGAUUAUGAAGGACACCCUGCGUGAGUGUCGCCCGCAGGACCGCCACUGCCUCACCUACCUGCCCUUGAUCUCCCCCAUUUACUUCGUCACCUUCGUCCUGACGGCUCAGUUUGUGCUGGUCAACGUGGUCGUAGCCGUCCUGAUGAAGCACCUGGAGGAGAGCAACAAGGAGGCGCAGCUGGAGGAGAUGGAAGAGAGGAAGGAGAGGGUUGAGGAUGAGGAGUGUUCCCAUGGCAACCUGCUGAGCAUGGGACGCAUGCUGUCUCUCCCCAGCGACAGCUACGUUCAGCCAGUCAGAUGUUCCCCUCAUCCUCCCGUUGGCCACGAGGCCUACUCCGGCUACAGCUACUCAGGCUCCAUGUCAUCUCUGGGCUCCAGUGGAGGCGGCUCUCUGCUGCAGGUUCCAGGAGCUCUGCCCGUCAUAAGCCACGCUUCACUGGGAUCUGGACGCAGCUCAAGGCCGAUGAUCUGCCUCAGCACCUCUCAGAGCAUCGACAGAUACUCCCCACACAGACUGAGUCCAGCUGACAGCUGCCAGCAGACGUCCUUCUUAUUGGCUCAGCCCUGA
Molecule: messenger RNA, 5529 nt
Organism: Seriola dumerili (greater amberjack)
Lineage: Eukaryota; Metazoa; Chordata; Actinopteri; Carangiformes; Carangidae
Gene: cacna1hb
Product: voltage-dependent T-type calcium channel subunit alpha-1G-like
Exons: 34
Coding region: 1-5529 (1842 amino acids)
Biological process (GO): calcium ion transmembrane transport; calcium ion import; membrane depolarization during action potential
Cellular component (GO): voltage-gated calcium channel complex; plasma membrane; neuron projection
Molecular function (GO): voltage-gated sodium channel activity; low voltage-gated calcium channel activity
Source: RefSeq, a predicted model, not a curated record